CCAACAAUCCAAUUCUGUCGAUAUCGACCAUGGAUGGAGUGAAACAGAAGAUUACCAAACCUGCAGGCCAUCAUCAAUGUUGUUCCGCUUACCUGUUUGGAGAAUGCUAAAUAAGCUUCAUCGAUUGAGUUAUUGGCUCCCCCAUGACCAAUGACCUCAUCACCACACCGUCAAGUCGUUCCACGGCAAUCGUGUUGUGUAUGAGACCGUGUCACCUAUCUUCUCACCAUGACAUCACCGCUGCUCAUCAGGAUCACCAUGUCGACCAUCUUUUAUCCUCCAUCCUAGGCCCAACCACUGUCCAUCGUCAUAACCAUCGCAUCCCAUCGACAUGUCGUCUCUCUGGCCGAAGAAUCGCUCCCCAUCGCGUGGGGGCAGUCGCAAUAACAAUGGGAGUAGAAAUGGAAACGACGGUAGUAAUGAUCAAGAGUCUGGACGACCGUCCGUGUCUCGCGACCCCGACGAGCGCACUCGAUUGUUACCGCAUGGUCAACCUGGCUAUCUAAGCCCGGACGAUCCAGCCGUCUCGCCAUACAACCUCUGGUCCAUCCGCGCCCUGCGCAGCAUCACCGUCAUCCUCUUCGCCGUGACCUUCAUCUGGUGGACAUUCCUCCUCGUCUCGCUCUUCGUAACACCACCAGGCAUGCACACGCGCGGAUCAGGCUUCUUCGCCUUCGGCUUCACGACGCUCACGCUUGCGGGCCUCUCUAUGAACCUCCUCCUCUUCGCUAUCCCCUCCCUCCCAAUGACAAUCUGGGGCUCCGUCCUCGCAGUCCUGCUAACAAUCGACUGGAUCAUCAUCCUGUCCGUGCCGCGCCUCCGCGUCGAAGAAGGCUGGGUCGGCAUCGCCUCCGCAAUCUGGGCAAUGGUGCUCGCUCUCUUCUACGUCCUGCGCACCCGCUCUGUCGCCUGGGGCAAGCGCGAGGAGGAAGAGCGUCUAACGGGCCGCGAGGAGACCCGCCGUCCGCUCCGCGAAUGGGUCGCCGUCUUCGGCGAGACCGUCACCAUGGCUGUCCUCGUUCUCGUCGCGCUCUUUAUCACCGCGACUCUCAUCCUGCGUGCCCGUGACGUCUCCCUCGCGCCGCCUGGAAAACGCUACUACGUUAACGGAGACACCUACCAGGUGCACCUCGCCUGCGUUGGCCCUCCCCCGCCUUCCACUUCCGCCACCAACGAAACCCUCCCCACCGUCCUCCUCGAAGCAGGCGAAGGCCCCGUCGAAGACUCCCUGCAGCCCUUCCUAGACGACAUGCGCCAAGCAGGCCACAUCGCCCGCUACUGCUACUGGGACCGACCAGGCCUAGGAUGGUCCGAGAACGCCCCCUCACCCUACAGCGCCGGCAUGGCAGCCGACGCGCUCUCCGAAGCGCUCGCGCUAGCAUCCAACACCGACAAGGACGCCGACCCCCGCGCCGAGGGACCCUGGGUGCUCGUCUCCGCCGGAGUCGGCAGCAUCUACAGCCGCAUCUUCGCCAGCCGGCACCUCCUCCAGGUCCAGGGUCUACUUCUGAUCGACCCGCUCCACGAGCAGUACCUCCAUAGUCGGAUCGGGGCCCCAGGCCGUGGCUUCCUCCUCUGGCUAAGGGGCAUCCUAUCCCCGCUGGGCGUAGACAGACUAGCGGGGGCGAUCUUCAAGGGCCGCACGCGCGAAGACCGCGUCUUCGGUCGCUCCGCGUACCAGGGUGGUAGGGCGAUUCGCGCCAAACUGCAGGAGAACCUCGUGGCGCGGUCGCUGACGGCGUCGGAGAUUCAGACGGCGAGGCAUGUCCAGAUGGCGGAUACGCCGCUUGUGGUUGUCAGCUCGGGUGUUGAGGUCGAUCGGAGUGAGCGCUGGGGCAAGGCGCAGGAGGAGUUGACGCGGGUGACGAGCAAUUUGAAGCAUUGGGAUACGGUUGAUGGGGCGCCGCAUGAGGUGUGGAGGGACGUGAAGGGACGGCAGGUUUUGGGGGAGAGGUUGCGCGCGUUGGUGAGGGGUGGGGGGGAGGAUGAUUAAUUGGUUAUCUAGUCAGUUGAUUAUGUCGACGAGAGGUGAGAACAUAUGUAGUGGAUUGUUUUGCUGGAAGGUCGAGGUGAUAAGUUUGUAUAUUUGCCUUCCUUAUGCCUUGAUUUGUGAAAGGCCAGAUUGAGAUACGCGAGGAUUCGAACUGAACAUGUUGUUUGUAUAUUACCCAAUGAAGAGUAUAUGCUUUGCCA
This is a messenger RNA of Aspergillus candidus, 2193 nucleotides long. RefSeq names its product mitochondrial integral membrane protein. The record is from RefSeq and is a predicted model, not a curated record. The transcript has 2 exons. The coding region runs from base 332 to 1993 and encodes 553 amino acids. Lineage: Eukaryota; Fungi; Ascomycota; Eurotiomycetes; Eurotiales; Aspergillaceae.